Molecule: messenger RNA, 1226 nt
Organism: Salmo salar (Atlantic salmon)
Lineage: Eukaryota; Metazoa; Chordata; Actinopteri; Salmoniformes; Salmonidae
Gene: sinhcafl
Product: SIN3-HDAC complex associated factor, like
Biological process (GO): negative regulation of cell migration
Cellular component (GO): Sin3-type complex
Source: RefSeq, marked provisional
GCAGCAGCAGUAGUAGUAAAGCAUGCGCAGUGUGUAAAGAGACAACGGUGAAGAUUCAAAGUUUUUGUUCGGUUUCCCAUUGAUCAUCAUGUUUGGUUUUCACAAGUCGAAAAUAUAUCGCAGCCAUGAAGGAUGUUGCAUUUGCAAAACCAAGUCCUCCAGUUCACGCUUUACUGACAGCAGCAGAUAUGAAGAAACCUUCAGGCUAUGUUUUGGGUUGUCAGAGGAUCGUGUGGGAGACAUCUGCAAUGCCUGUGUGCUGUUAGUAAAAAGAUGGAAAAAACUGCCAAAGGGCUCUAAGAAGAACUGGAACCAUGUUGUGGAUGCAAGAGCUGGGCCUGGCUUCAAGCUAACCAAACCCAAGAAGAUGAAGAACAGUGAUGGGAAGAAGAAAAACAAACUGAAGAGGCUUCACAAAUUCAAAAGACAAAACUCUGAUGCCCACAGCACGACCUCAAGCAUGUCUCCAUCCCAGUCCCCCAGCUACGAGUCAGAUGACGGCUCAGACAUUGAGUCCAAACAGAGGCGCCCCACUCCUUCUGUCUUUUCCUUCCUGGACCGUUCUUACUGGAAAAGGCAAAAGGUGUGCUGUGGGAUUGUCUACAAAGGGCGUUUUGGUGAGGUGAUGAUUGACCCACGUCUCUUCAAGCCCUGCUGCAGCUCCAAGAAGCAGGAGACGUUGGUUCCCAUGCAGGACACGCACCUUCCCCUUCCCACCAUUCACCCCCCGCCUCUCCUGCUACCUGAGGCCCUGAAAGAGGACUGGUGAUGGCUCUUGAGCACCCCCUUGGGGUGUCAAUGGCACCCUACAAGUUGUCUCCAGUGGCAGACUACCCCCAAAACCAUUCCCUAUUAGUUCACUGUGCAUUUAGAUGGCUAAAUGAUUUUCCUAUUUUUGCUUUGAUAUGUGUUUUUGUUUUUUAUACAUUCAUUUUCUUAUCUUUUUUUAAGAAAACUAAAAAUAACCACAAAAAAAUGUUUUUAUAAAGGCAUUAGUUGUACUAUUUAUAGGAUGAGGAGUCAGAAUUCUAUUUGGCCUUGAAGGGCACACUAUCCAGGUCUGAUUUAAUUUGGUUUGCAACAUUUAAAGCUUACGGUUACCAGCAUUUGUGUAUAUAUUAUGUUCCUUUUGCCAGCAUCCAGUCUUUUCAAAAAACAAUUUUUACCGAUGUCUAAUUGGCAAUGAAGUGUUCAUGUGCUGAUAUGCAAGACUCCACCAGCUAGAU